AUGUGUUGCCCAGCUCAACCACUGGACGCAUUCGUCCCAGAGGAGGGUAUAACGGUGGCGGCCGAUACAGUCUUCCGGCACCUCAACAGCCAAAUUUGGUGUGCCCGGUGCCUCAACCAUGAGAGCAAACGAGAGCAUAAAUUCAUGAAAGACUCAACGGAAUCUUACAAGGGCCUUCGUUACCGCCGAUACCAAGCUACUGGCGGUACUCACACAUCGGAGUGUCAGUACAAAGCGAGGCUCACCAACGGAGAUUACAUCAACAACGCAUUCGAGUACUUCCACGGGUGGGAGGGGACCAAAAUGCUCGCUCUCGAUGGGAUUUUGGAAGACACCAUCGAUGAGCUACUGAACAGCGGUUCCCUGUGCGACCGCCUGCCUCGGAUCCGACAGAAGUGGGCUCGUGAAAUGCAAGCCCUGUCGAGAGCCUACGAGUCGGCUGAGUCCGGCGGUCACACGACAUCUGGACGUGGAGAAGAGCGAGGUGGAGCUUCGACGCAAGCAGGAAAUACCAAUACUGAGUUCACGGAGAUCUCAGACACGGAACCUUCGCAGGAUGCUUCAGGGAGGCAGGGCCCAGCAAGCGUUGGGCCGACCACCCAGGCUCUGACUCAAGCGCCUCCUGUCCACGCGGUCGAUACACAGAAGCGCAGAGCGGCGGAUGGUGAGCCUUGCGCAAGCUCGUUUGUGUCGAAGAAGCGAUGUAAUGUGAGCUGA
Molecule: messenger RNA, 717 nt
Organism: Zasmidium cellare ATCC 36951
Lineage: Eukaryota; Fungi; Ascomycota; Dothideomycetes; Mycosphaerellales; Mycosphaerellaceae
Exons: 1
Coding region: 1-717 (238 amino acids)
Source: RefSeq, a predicted model, not a curated record